UUUAUGAAAUCCGUGUCAAAUUACACAUAUUUGAUUCGGUAAGCAUGGCGAAAUUAACUUAUUCUUUGAUGCCUCUUUUCCUGACAAAUCUUGUUGUUUUAGCACAGAGAACUUCUGCAAACAAUGAAACAUUGUUUCCAUGCAAUAAUGACGUGUUUUGCCGCGGAAACCUUUUACAUACUGUGCAAAUGGCCAGRCUGUUCAACGAUUCCAAGUCUUUUGUUGACAUGAGAAUGAGCCAAAACCCAGAAGAUGUGUUGGCUGGAUUUUCACGACUUYCAMAKAACGCCAGCAGAAGUGAUCUUGCUGCCUUCCUGAAGGAGAACUUCCUUCCUCCUGGCAARGAUCUUGUGGAAUGGAAACCCGACGACUGGACGGAAAAACCUGCAUUCCUUGAGAAAGUUGUUGACAAACGGUUGAAGACAUUUGGCUACCAUUUGAACGACGUCUGGCUGAAACUCGGACGGAAAAUAAAUCCAGAUACAGCGCAAAAGUUCCCUAAUCGAUCAUCCCUCAUUCUGGUUGACGAGCCCUUCGUCGUUCCUGGAGGAAGAUUUCGCGAAUACUAUUAUUGGGAUACGUAUUGGACGGUGGAGGGUCUUCUAGCUUGUGCAAUGAAUAACACUGUCAAACARAUGAUAAGUAACUUUGUGCAACUUGUGAAAAAAUAUGGGUUUGUGCCAAACGGAGGRAGAAUUUACUAUCUUAACCGCAGUCAACCACCAUUUCUUAUUCCCAUUGUUGAUCUAUAUUUGGAAGCAACCAAGGAUUUCGACUAYGUGAAGRCAAUWCUCCCUUACUUGGAAACCGAGUAUGAAUUCUGGAAUGCCAACCGCAGCGUACAGGUCAASAAAUCAGGGAUCACUCAUAAGCUUAACUAUUACUCUGCAAAUAUGAAUACACCUMGACCAGAGUCCUACUACGAGGAUGUCCAUACUGCAAGUGGAUUAAAGGACAAAGGCCGAGUCUACCGCGAUAUUGCGUCUGCAGCGGAAAGCGGAUGGGAUUUCUCAACACGUUGGUUCAGUAAAAAUMCAAAAAGUGACAUGAAGUCCAUUCGUACACGGCGAAUUGUCCCAGUGGAUUUAAAUGCUAUUYUAUACCGCAAUGAACUUACUCUUAAGAACUUUUUCUUAAGAGCCAAAGAUACGCAGAAGUCCGAGAUAUACGACCGUUUGGCAACAGAGAGAAGAAAAUCGAUGGAAGCAGUGUUUUGGAAAGAGGACAAAGCAACUUGGGGAGAUUAUGACCUGGACACUAACUUAAUAAUCGAUCAAUUCUAUGCAUCCAAUGUAGUUCCCCUUUGGGCUGGACUCCAUAAUGGCAACAAGACACRAGACAAAAUAUUUGUCCACGCCCUUAUCGAGAUGGAAGUUUUGAAAUACCCUGGUGGYGUUCCAACAUCUAAGGUUAAYUCGGGAGAACAGUGGGAUUUUCCUAACGCCUGGGCCCCUUUGCAGUACUUUAUCCAAGAAGGUAUCAAAAACACAAACGUCCAACCCCUUAACAAAAUUGCUUUUGAUCUCGCACAAAAAUGGAUCAGAACYAAUUACAAAGCAUGGGUSUCCACGAAAGAUAUGUUCGAGAAAUAYGACGCAAGAGUUCAAGGAGCCCCAGGGGGAGGAGGAGAGUAUGAUAUUCAAGUUGGCUUUGGCUGGACCAAUGGCUAUGCCUUACAUCUUUUGAAGACGUAUCCCACCCAACUGAAAGCUACGGACGACAACCCUUCUUCCAAAGCUGCAACUGCAAUAGGUAGAUUGAUGGAUGUCUUGAUUCUUUGUUUAUGUGCAUGCCUCUUGAUCAACUAACAAAACACUGUGCUGCCAGCUUAGUUGAUUCAUGCAAUAGUAAAGACUUCGGUCCCGGAUCACGCGUUGAGGCCACAAUUGAGCCUUUAGCAGGCUCUCUAUUUGUUUGUUUUUUUGUACUUGUUAAAUAUAGUAACAUAUUGAUAUUUGUGAACAAAAGUGAACAAUUGCAACUUGCAUGAAUGGUAAAUAUGAUUGUAAGAUAAUAAUAGCUAAUAAUAAUGAUGAUGAUAAUWAUAAUGAUAGCUCUGCWACUUAUUUAUUCAUUGACUGRUAGUUGCUGAUUGCUGCGAAUAAACUUAUUUGUAGUUUUAA
Exaiptasia diaphana is the source of this 2123-nucleotide messenger RNA. Its product is annotated as trehalase. Gene Ontology annotation, molecular function: alpha,alpha-trehalase activity. NCBI's taxonomy places the organism in Eukaryota, Metazoa, Cnidaria, Anthozoa, Actiniaria, Aiptasiidae. The coding region runs from base 45 to 1808 and encodes 587 amino acids. The record is from RefSeq and is a predicted model, not a curated record. Gene Ontology annotation, biological process: trehalose catabolic process. The transcript has a single exon.